Molecule: messenger RNA, 816 nt
Organism: Colias croceus (clouded yellow)
Lineage: Eukaryota; Metazoa; Arthropoda; Insecta; Lepidoptera; Pieridae
Product: DNL-type zinc finger protein-like
Exons: 1
Coding region: 189-719 (176 amino acids)
Biological process (GO): protein stabilization; protein import into mitochondrial matrix; protein folding
Cellular component (GO): mitochondrion
Molecular function (GO): zinc ion binding; protein-folding chaperone binding
Source: RefSeq, a predicted model, not a curated record
CGCAUGACUGCGUCAAUCGUCAAAUGUCAAUGGAUCAUGAAAAACACAAAAGCUGGAAAACUGAUGCAAUGUUUAGAAAAUUUAGCAAGUUGUGAAUUAGAAUAUAUAGAAGUUCUCUAGUGUGUAAUACGAAUGCAAAAAAUUGUAUUACUAGCUUAAAUAAAUCUUAUAUAUCUCAGAUAGUAAACAUGUCGCAUAGAACUUUAAUAGAUUUCGUUGUUAAAUACCACAAGCCCCGUUUGUUAAACAAUCUAGUGUUUUUUCCCAGUUAUGGGAAUUCUUUUCUUGGUCGACGAUUAGCAGUAGUUUCAGCGCCGCUUUCAACAUCAACUCCCAAAGUUCAAUCACCACGAAAUUUAAGCACAUGUGUUCCAAAGUUUAACGAAGCAACACUUACGCCCGAAGCGAAGAAAACUGAAGGAAAAUUCCAGUUAAUGUUCACAUGCAAAAAGUGUAAUACAAGGAACGCCAAAUUUAUCUCUAAAUUAGCCUACUACAAAGGAGUCGUUAUAGUUAUUUGUGAUGGUUGCGAAAACAAACAUUUGAUAGCAGAUAACCUCAACUGGUUCACAGACAUGAAUGGCAAGAAAAAUAUUGAAGAUAUAAUGGCUGAGAGGGGAGAGACAGUUCAAAAAAUCUUAUCAGAAGAUUUGGAAUUCAUAGCUAAGGAGAUAGUUCAAAAACAAAGUAUUCCAGAAAAGCAAGAGGUAAUCGGAUAGUGUAAACAUACCUAGUGAAGUUUUUGUAAAUUUAUUCUUAUUUUAGGAUUAUUUAUAUUAUGAAAUUAGUACAUUAGCAAUAAAUUGUUGAAACAUA